Molecule: messenger RNA, 3117 nt
Organism: Aspergillus candidus
Lineage: Eukaryota; Fungi; Ascomycota; Eurotiomycetes; Eurotiales; Aspergillaceae
Product: beta-glucosidase
Exons: 3
Coding region: 1-3117 (1038 amino acids)
Biological process (GO): glucan catabolic process
Molecular function (GO): beta-glucosidase activity
Source: RefSeq, a predicted model, not a curated record
AUGCCUCCCACCACCUCCAAAGGGCAACGAUACGCCCCCGUAUCGGGCUCCGUCCCCGACGAAGACACUCCCUACGAUUCCGCCGACGAAGGCACCCUCUCCGGCCUCUCCGACAUCGACGACCCCAACGAAGUCAAACUCCGCCGCGUCGACCGCUCCGCCCGCGGCCCCCGCAACGCCUCCGCCGCCUACGCCCCCGCCUCCGCUCGCCGCAAGUCCGGCGACGUCGAGGCCUACCUCGACAGCAUCACCGACGCGGAGCAGGAGCUGCUCUCCGCCAGCAGACAGUAUGAUCUAGUGGACGACGAGCUGGCCUCGGACGAUGAGGAACUGAAACGCGGCCGUCGCGAGCGACACCGUCGGCGGUCGCUCAUCCAGGCCCAGUCGGGUGGAUGGCGCGCUGUCCGUCAUGCCCGGUACUGGUGGCGGACGCUGGUCGCCGUCAUCGUGGGGCUGGCGUUGCUGGUGUGGGCGUUUUCGAGUUUUGCGGCGAGGAGGGAUAGGAAUAGACCGGUGGGCAUGCCCCCGUCCGAUUCGUGGUUCCCUUCGCCGCGCGGAGGAACUCUGGAUGCCUGGGCCGAUGAUUAUCGCAAGGCCCAGGAGAUGGUGCAGCGUAUGAGUUUGGUGGAGAAGAUUAACAUUACGACGGGGAUCGGUUGGAGUAUGGGCAUGUGUGUUGGAAAUACUGGCACCGCGGAAUCGGUGGGCUUCCCCUCGUUGUGUUUACAGGAUGGCCCCUUGGGCGUACGAUUCACCGACCGCAUUACCCCCUUCCCCGCCGGCAUCACUACCGGCGCGACCUGGAACCGAGAUUUGAUGCACGCACGCGGCGCCGCUAUGGGUGCGGAGGCUCGCAUUAAGGGCAUCAACGUCCUGCUGGGCCCGUCUAUGGGCCCGCUGGGCAUGAUGCCCGCCGGUGGCCGCAAUUGGGAGUCCUUCGGCUCCGACCCCGUGCUGUCGGGUGUCGCCGCAGCGGAGACCAUCCGCGGCAUCCAGAGCAACGGAGUCAUGGCCACCGCGAAGCACUUUGUCAUGAACGAGCAGGAACACUUCCGCCGGCCGUACGAGUGGGGAAUCUCCCACGCCGUGUCGUCCAACAUCGGCGAGCGGGCCCUCCGCGAGGUCUUCGUGUGGCCCUUCGCCGAGAGCGUGCGCGCCGACGUGGCCAGCGUCAUGUGCGCCUACCAGCAGGUCAACAACAGCCACAGCUGCGAAAACAGCAAGCUGCUCAACGGCAUCCUGAAGGACGAGUUGGGUUUCCAGGGCUUCGUGCAGUCCGACUGGGGCGCGCAGCGGUCCGGCGUCAACAGCGCGCUGGGCGGUCUGGACAUGAGCAUGCCCGGAGACGGCCUACGCUGGGCGGACGGCAAGCCCCUCUGGGGACCGGAGCUGACCCGCGCCGCGCUCAACACCUCGGUACCCAUGGAGCGCAUCAACGACAUGGUGACCCGCAUCGUCGCGGCGUGGUACCACCUGAAGCAGGACGAGUGGGAACCGGGCCAGGGUCCCAAUUUCUCCUCCUGGACCAACGACGCCGAGGGUUACAUCCACCACGGCAGCCCCGGCGCCCCGGAGACCAAGGAGACCGGUGUUGUCAACUUCUACUUCGAAGCCCGCGGCGAGGGCGAGUUCGCCCACGCCACCACAGCGCGCCGCGUGGCCGCCGAGGGCAUCGUUCUGGUUAAGAACACCGACCAGACACUGCCGCUGGCGCGGGGCCCGCCCACCCCGGAGGCGGGUCUGCGCGUUGGUGUCUACGGCGACGAUUCGGGCCCUGGUAUGGGACCCAACGGCUGUCCAGACCGCGGUUGCAACCAGGGAACCCUGGGCAUGGGCUGGGGCAGCGGCACCGUGGAUUACCCGUACCUGGUCAGCCCGCUGGAGGCGCUGGAACAGUCCUGGGCACCGGGCGUGGAGAUGACGGCCUACACGCGCAACAUGGUGAUGCCGCAGGACGCGACCGACAAGGACCUGUGCCUCGUGUUCGUGAGUGCGGACUCGGGCGAGGGGUACAUCUCGGCGCACGGCAUCCACGGCGACCGCAACCACCUCUUCCUGCAGAAGGGCGGCGACACGCUGAUCAACACGGUGGCGGAGAACUGCGGCGAGGGUGCCGGGCGCACGGUGGUGGUCGUGCACUCCGUGGGACCCGUGGUGGUGGAGCCGUGGAUCGACCUGCCGGGCGUGCACGCGGUGCUGUUCGCGCACCUGCCUGGCCAGGAGAGCGGCACGGCGCUCAUGGACGUGCUGUUCGGCGACGUCGAUGCCAGCGGCCGAUUGCCCUACACGGUGGGCAAGAGCCUGGAGGACUACGGGCCCGGGGCGCAGGUUCUGUACGAGGCCAACGCGCCGGUGCCGCAGGUGGACUUUGACCAGGGACUGUACAUCGACCACCGGUACUUUGACCAGUACAACGUGACGCCGCGGUACGAGUUCGGCUACGGAUUGUCCUACACGAGCUUCUCGCUAUCGGACCUCAAGAUCACGCCACUGCGAUCGCGGUCAGCGCUGCCGCCGGCGCGAGUAGCGGACCCGCGCGCAGCCCCGGACUACGAGCGCCAGCCGCCACCGGCAGACGGCGUGCUAUUCCCGGAGGGCUUCUCGCCGGUCCCCAAGUACAUCUACCCGUACCUUACCUCCCUCGAGGGCACCUCCCCCGCCCCAUACAAGCACUACCCCAAGAACUACACCGUGGUCCCACCCCGCCGCAGCUCCCCCUCUGGCGGCGGCCUAGGCGGCAACCCCACCCUCUACGACCUAAUGGCGACCGUCGAGGUCCAAGUAGCCAACACAGGCGCGCGAACCGGCCAAACCGUCAUCCAAGCCUACGUCUCCUUCCCAUCCGGCGUCACCGAAGAAGUCUGGAUGGAGACCGAGGAGGGCUCCGGCGAGCAGGAGCUGGUGACUCUGCCAGUGGACUUCCCCGUCCGCGUCCUCCGCAACUUCAGCAAGGUAGAGGUCGCGCCGGGAGCGCAGCAGACGGUGUCGAUGACGCUGACUCGGAAAGACCUGAGUUAUUGGAGCAAGGCGCAGCAGAAUUGGGUGUUGCCGACGGGGACGUUUGAGAUCAAGGUGGGCCAGAGUUCGAGGGAUCUACCGUUGGGGGGGACGUUGUAG